AUGUAUUCAUGUCCAAUAGUUAAAAAUGUUACAUUAUCAUUAUCGACUAUUUCCAAUGAAAUAUAUAAAGUAAUAUCUGAUAUUCGACCUGAUUGGAAUUCAUCGAAUACUCGUUUUGUUCCAUUUACAGAAGGUAUAACAAAUGCUAUAUUAGGUCUUUUUGAUAAUCGAAUUGUUAAUGAUCAAUCAAGUGGUUUAAUUAUUAAAGUAUUUGGUGCACAUACUGAAUUAUUUAUUGAUCGUCAAUCAGAAAUCAAGGCUAUGAUUAAAUUAUCUGAAUAUAAAGUUUUAACACAACGUGUUCUUAUACAAUUUAAUAAUGGAAUUAUUUAUGAAUUUACAACAGGUGAAGCAUGUUCAAGAGAAGAUGUACGAAAAGAUCAUAUUUCAAAAUUAAUUGCUAUUAAACUUGCACAAUUUCAUUCUAUACCAAUUGAUAAAUAUGAAAAACCUUAUGUUAUACCUCUUAUACGAAAAUUUAUUAAAUUAAUUAGUGAAAAUGAACAACAAAAAAAAGAAAUUUCAACAAUAAUAUCAGAUGUUGAUACAAUAGACGAAUAUAUUCUUCCUCAUCUAAUUCCAAAUGCUGAAUUAGGUAAAGAUUUAGUUUAUUGUCAUAAUGAUUUACUUGUUAAAAAUAUAAUUUAUGAUGAAAAAAAUGAUACAAUAUCAUUUAUUGAUUUUGAAUAUACACAUUUAAAUUAUUAUUUAUUUGAUAUUGCAAAUCAUUUUGUUGAAUAUGCUGGUGUUGAUGAUGCAGAUUUUAAUUUAUAUCCAACACAUGAUGAACAAAAACGAUGGUUAAAAAUUUAUUUUCAAUCACGUCAAAUGAAUCAACAAAUAAUAAAUGAUGAUUUAUGUCAUUUAAUUGAUAAAUUUUCAGCACUUUCACAUUUAAUGUGGGGACUUUGGGCUUUAGUUCAAUCACGUCUAUCACAAUUAGAUUUUGAUUAUAUUAAUUAUGCUAAAGUAAGAUUAGAUUGUUAUCAAAAAUUAAGAACAAUUCUUUUUGAAACAAUAUCAAAAUGA
Rotaria sp. Silwood1 is the source of this 1029-nucleotide messenger RNA. The record is from the annotation of a GenBank genome assembly. NCBI's taxonomy places the organism in Eukaryota, Metazoa, Rotifera, Eurotatoria, Philodinida, Philodinidae.